This is a messenger RNA of Melampsora larici-populina 98AG31, 1125 nucleotides long. RefSeq lists its product as uncharacterized. Bases 1 to 1125 code for a protein of 374 amino acids. The record is from RefSeq and is a predicted model, not a curated record. NCBI's taxonomy places the organism in Eukaryota, Fungi, Basidiomycota, Pucciniomycetes, Pucciniales, Melampsoraceae. Gene Ontology annotation, cellular component: plasma membrane. Gene Ontology annotation, molecular function: antimonite transmembrane transporter activity; arsenite transmembrane transporter activity; antiporter activity. Gene Ontology annotation, biological process: arsenite transport; antimonite transmembrane transport. The transcript is spliced from 10 exons.
AUGCGUUUUGGAAAUCCAGAAUUAUGGAAAUCGCUCAGCUUCUUCGAUCGCUUCCUGGCCGUCUUCGUAUUUCUGGCGAUGGUGUUAGGGAUCUUAAUUGGUAACUUUGCCAAUGAACAAGUCCAAAGACAUUUGAAUGGAGGGGCUAAAUGGGGGAAUGUUUCGAUCCCUCUUCUCAUUGGCCUACUUAUUAUGAUCUGGCCUCCGCUGUCCAAAGUCGAAUGGGAGUGCCUUCCAAGGUUACUCAAAUCCCGCGACCUCUGGGUACAUCUCACUGUCUCCUUCGUCUUGAAUUGGCUGGUCUCUCCAUUUAUCAUGCUAAGCCUGGCUUGGGUCACACUUCCAGAGAGCGCACUUGAGCGUGAACGCGUUGGGGUCGUGCUUGUUGGUGUAGCCCGCUGUGUAGCCAUGGUUUUAGUCUGGAAUGGAAUCGCCCAGGGUGAUCGUGACUAUUGCGCGAUUUUAGUAGUAUCUAAUUCCAUCCUUCAGAUGGUCUUGUUUGCACCUUACGCAUUGCUGUUUGCCAAUAUCCUGUGUCGCUCGCCCACCUUGACAACACCUACAUUACACCUGGACUAUGGUAACGUAGCGCAGUCUGUCGGUAUUUACCUGGGAAUCCCCCUGGUAGCUGGGGGCUUGACUCGCUGGAUCGUAUGCACUUGUCUACUACCAAGUCGUCGAGCGAAAUUCUACCACAUCUGGGGCCAUGUCUCUGGUAUCGGAUUACUGUAUGUAAUCACUGUGCUUUUUGCAAACCAAGGCAAACAUAUCAUCACACAUAUUGGACGUAUCUUCAGGAUCUGCGUUCCUCUGCUUUUAUACUUUAUCAUUGUUUGGUCAAUCACCUUUUUUACAUUUUGGAGAAUUCGGACUACGUCAUGGGGAAGAACCUACUCCAGCUACGAGAAGGCCGUCACGCAGGCUUUCACAGCGGGUUCCAACAACUUUGAGUUGGCAAUUGCGGUUGCUGUGGCUAGUUUUGGAGCCGAUGCGCCCGAGGUUCUGGCAGCAACUAUGGGUCCUUUAGUAGAAGUCCCAGUUCUGCUUUUGUUAUCCUAUCUCGCACUUUAUCUACGGGAUCGAUUGAAUUGGUCCACUAAGUCAAAGACUGGAUCGGAUUUGUAG